AUGAAAAUCCCGGUCUGAACCGGUUAGAACCGGUCGGUGUCUGGCAGCAUGAGCUCAGAGGAAGAGCUUUAAAACAACCCUCUGCUCUCUCCCAACUGUGUGUGUGUGUGGUGCGAAAUAGAAAGCAAGAAAUAAAACAAACUCUCUUUAUUUUUAAGCUGCUGAAUUCCGCUCCGAGUGAGACUCCGCUGCUGUUAGCUUAGCCUCUCAUUAGCCGACUUAUCAUUGAGUUUUCCAUUAGCACGCUAGGCUAAGCUAGUAGCUGUGUUAGCAUGGUGGGAGUCGGCGUGUGAUCAGCCUUUAAAAAAACAAAAAGAGAGACAUGUUUCAGAUCGGCUGAGGAUUAUAAUAAGUUGGGGUUUUUUUAUUAGAGCGAUCGAUACUUUAUUUAAUUGUUUUUUUGUGUUUAAGUUAGCGGCUAACUGUCGGCUAGGCUAGUGUUAGCUGCUAGGUUAGCGGUGGAAACGUGUGUGUGUGCGCAAUGAGAUAACGCUGCUCAGGAUUCAUUCAUAUAUAUAUAUAUCAGCUUCUACCUUCACAGUCUCAUCAUUUAACAUCUUGUUUUCGACGAGAGGAGACGGAACACACUAGAAUCUCUAUGCCAGCAGAAAUGACGAUGUUGGCCGAUCACCCAGCUCGACAACUGCUGGACUUCAGUCAGAAACUUGACAUCAACCUUUUGGACAAUGUGGUGAACUCCAUGUACCACGACAUCGGCUCCCAGCAACGAGUGGCCCAGGAAGUGCUGACCAACCUGAAGGACCAUCCGGACGCCUGGACGAGGGUCGACACCAUCCUGGAGUUCUCCCAGAACAUGAAAACUAAAUAUUACGCUCUGCAGAUUCUGGAGACAGUCAUCAAAACUCGCUGGAAGAUUCUCCCCAGAAAUCAGUGUGAAGGAAUCAAAAAGUAUGUUGUCGGGUUGAUUAUUAAGACGUCUUCUGAUCCUGCCAACAUGGAGAAGGAAGGCGUCUACAUUUCCAAACUCAACAUGAUCCUCGUUCAGAUCUUGAAGCAGGAGUGGCCCAAACACUGGCCCACCUUCAUCAGCGACAUCGUGGGAGCGAGUCGGACCAGCGAGUCUCUCUGUCAGAACAACAUGAUCAUCCUCAAGCUGCUCAGCGAGGAAGUGUUCGACUUCUCCAGCGGACAGAUGACGCAAGUGAAGGCCAAACACCUCAAAGACAGCAUGUGUAACGAGUUCUCCCAAAUAUUCCAGCUGUGCCAGUUCGUCAUGGAAAACUCCCAGAAUGCACCUCUGGUUCACGCCACUCUGGAGACUCUGCUGCGCUUCCUGAACUGGAUUCCUCUCGGUUACAUCUUCGAGACCAAACUCAUCAGCACGCUCGUCUACAAGUUCUUGAACGUGCCGAUGUUUCGUAACGUGACUCUGAAAUGUUUGACGGAGAUCGCCGGCGUCAGCGUCAAUCAGUACGAGGAGCAGUUCGUCAACCUGUUUACUCUCACCAUGUGCCAGCUCAAACAGAUGCUUCCUUUGAACACCAACAUCAGAGUAGCGUACGCCAACGGGAAGGACGACGAGCAGAACUUCAUCCAGAACCUCAGCUUGUUCCUCUGCACGUUCCUCAAAGAACACGGACAGCUGAUCGAGAAGAGACCCAACCUGAGGGAGACUCUGAUGGAGGCGCUCCACUACAUGCUGCUGGUGUCGGAGGUCGAGGAGACAGAGAUCUUUAAGAUCUGUCUGGAGUACUGGAACCAUCUGGCAGCAGAGCUCUACAGAGAGAGUCCGUUCUCCACCUCCAGCACGCCGCUGCUGUCUGACGUACCGCCACGCAGACACCUCUACCUGCCCGUCCUGUCGCAGGUGCGUCUGCUGAUGGUGAGCCGCAUGGCCAAACCGGAGGAGGUUCUAGUGGUGGAGAACGAUCAGGGCGAAGUCGUCAGAGAGUUCAUGAAAGACACGGACGCCAUCAACCUUUACAAGAACAUGAGAGAGACUCUGGUCUAUCUGACACAUCUGGAUUACGCGGACACUGAACGCAUCAUGACGGAGAAGCUUCACAACCAGGUGAACGGCACCGAGUGGUCGUGGAGGAACCUGAACAUGCUCUGCUGGGCCAUCGGCUCCAUCAGCGGAGCGAUGCACGAGGAGGACGAGAAACGCUUCCUGGUCACCGUCAUCAAGGAUCUUCUGGGUCUGUGUGAGCAGAAACGAGGGAAAGACAACAAGGCCAUCAUCGCCUCUAACAUCAUGUACAUCGUGGGUCAGUAUCCUCGCUUCCUCAGAGCUCACUGGAAGUUCCUGAAGACCGUCGUCAACAAGCUCUUUGAGUUCAUGCACGAGACUCACGACGGCGUUCAGGACAUGGCCUGCGACACAUUCAUCAAGAUCGCUCAGAAGUGUCGUCGUCACUUCGUCCAGGUUCAGGUCGGCGAGGUGAUGCCGUUCAUCGACGAGAUCCUCAACAACAUCAACACCAUCAUCUGUGACCUGCAGCCGCAGCAGGUUCACACGUUCUACGAGGCCGUCGGCUACAUGAUCGGAGCUCAGACCGAUCAGGCGGUUCAAGAACUUCUGAUCGAGAAAUACAUGCUGCUGCCAAACCAGGUCUGGGACAGCAUCAUCCAGCAGGCCACCAAGAACGUGGACAUCCUGAAGGACGCUGAGACGGUGCGUCAGCUGGGCAGCAUCCUGAAAACCAACGUCCGAGCGUGUAAAGCCGUGGGUCAUCCCUUCGUCGUCCAGCUGGGUCGGAUCUACCUCGACAUGCUGAACGUCUACAAGUGUCUGAGUGAGAACAUCUCGUCGGCCGUUCAGACAAACGGAGAAAUGGUGACGAAGCAGCCGCUGAUCAGGAGUAUGAGGACGGUGAAGAGAGAAACGCUGAAGCUGAUCUCAGGUUGGGUCAGUCGCUCCAACGAUCCUCAGAUGGUCGGGGAGAACUUCGUGCCCCCCCUGCUGGAGGCCGUGCUCAUCGACUACCAGAGGAACGUCCCGGCCGCCAGGGAGCCCGAAGUCCUCAGCACCAUGGCAACCAUCGUCAACAAGCUGGGCGUCCACAUCACCGGGGAGAUCCCCAAGAUCUUCGACGCCGUGUUCGAGUGCACUCUGAACAUGAUCAACAAGGACUUCGAGGAGUUCCCCGAACACAGGACUCAUUUCUUCUACCUCCUCCAAGCCGCCACGUCUCAGUGCUUCCCGGCCUUCCUGUCCAUCGCUCCCGCUCAGUUCAAGCUCAUCCUGGACUCCAUCAUCUGGGCCUUCAAGCACACCAUGAGGAACGUCGCCGACACAGGUCUUCAGAUCCUCUACACGCUCCUGCAGAACGUUUCGGGGGAGGAGGCGGCGGCGCAGAGUUUCUACCAGACGUACUUCUGUGACGUUCUGCAGCACAUCUUCUCGGUCGUCACCGACACUUCUCACACCGCAGGUCUGACGAUGCACGCGACCAUCCUGGCGUACAUGUUCAACCUGGUGGAGGAAGGGAAGGUUAGCGUAGCGCUUAGCGCCGCUAGCCCCGCUAACAACCAGGCUCACGUCCAGGAGUACAUCGCUAACCUGCUGAAGACCGCCUUCCCACACCUGCAGGACGCUCAGGUGAAAGUGUUCGUGACGGGUCUGUUCAGCUUGAAUCAGGACAUUCCCGCCUUUAAGGAACAUCUGAGGGACUUCCUGGUGCAGAUCAAGGAGUUUGCGGGUGAAGACACGACGGACUUGUUCCUGGAGGAGCGAGAGACGGCUCUGCGUCAGGCUCAGGAGGAGAAACACAAGCUGCAGAUGUCUGUUCCUGGAAUCCUGAACCCUCACGAGCUGCCGGAGGAGAUGUGUGACUGAGGCCGC
This is a messenger RNA of Scomber japonicus (chub mackerel), 3805 nucleotides long. RefSeq names its product exportin 1 (CRM1 homolog, yeast) a (gene xpo1a). Bases 599 to 3799 code for a protein of 1066 amino acids. The record is from RefSeq and is a predicted model, not a curated record. Gene Ontology annotation, molecular function: small GTPase binding; nuclear export signal receptor activity. Gene Ontology annotation, biological process: ribosomal small subunit export from nucleus; protein export from nucleus; ribosomal large subunit export from nucleus. NCBI's taxonomy places the organism in Eukaryota, Metazoa, Chordata, Actinopteri, Scombriformes, Scombridae. The transcript is spliced from 25 exons. Gene Ontology annotation, cellular component: cytoplasm; nucleus.